AUGCAGGGCUCAGCAUCCUAUCCUGCUGCCCUCGGGAGCAGCAAAUGGAUCGCGAGCUUCCUAGCUAGGAACCGAUAUGACGAUGGCAUCUACGUCCGUACUUCUACCAGAGCUUCUUCGCCGCAAGAAGUCAAAUUCCGUGAUUUUGUCAAGAAGAGUAAAGCAGAGUUGAGAAAUGUAUUCUCUGCGAAUGAAAAGAAAAGGUCCGAGGCGGGAGUCGAUGGUAUGGAACUGAAUACUUUGUUUACCUAUUUGCCUCAACUGACCUUUGCUCUUCCAGAACUACGCAACGCAAACGAAGCCAGCCCAGAACGGAAGAACAACAAACUAUCCUGGGGAAAACUGUUCGACACAAAGUCAGGAAACAAGCUUCAUAAGCGGGCAAAGUCCGCUCCGAGUAACAACCAUGUCCCACAUCAGCUUGAUCCCAUCACUGAAGCCGGUGAAAGUAGCGAGACACAAGCCAAUCUCGUAUCUGCCAACACUUCAUCACGAAGGCCUGUUGGCGAGAGCCCUCUGUGCUCUGGUGCUCUUCAAACCAACGGCGACGACGUGUCUGUGAUGACAACAUGCACAACUAUAAUCCAGCAGGCUAACCUUGAGGGCGUCUCUGAAGGCAACGCCCAUGAUGCCACUACAAACGAUGAAUGUAUCGUCAUCGGCGGACGAAACUGCACAUCCAACCCAUCCACGCAUCUCAGCAGUGGAAACUCGAGUACCACUGAAGACGAAUGUCCUUCUCGAAGCGAAAGCGACAACACAUCAGAUUGUUAUGGAGCCACAAUGGCACGUUACGAGCUUCUUAAGUCUCAAAGAGAGUACUUUGAAAAGAAUGUUCGACCGGAAGAGAAUGCUCAACAGAAGGAGACUGCUCGACAGGAGGAUAAUGUUCUACAGACCGAGAACCCUGGGCAGGAACACACAAACAACAACGAUCUCACGAGUAAAUCGUCGUCAAAGUACUCAUUGAGAUCUGUCUUGAGUAUGUUGAUGGGGAGCGACAAGUCUGAUGAAGAACCAAAACCCAAUGGUGAUGGAAUCAGAAAGUUGAACCACAAGAGUCGACUGCCUCCUCGAUGGAGAACAUUCCUGGUCUGGACGUCCAAGUCUGAGUCUUCUGCCAAGAGCAAUCCCCAAUCCUCCUCGCAGAAUAUCAGCCAGAGUGAUGCGCAACUUGCCAAUCAAAUUGCCGAACAGGAUCGAACAUUCAAGGGCCUUGAUUGGAAGCUUCCAGCUGCGAAAAAUGAAAUGGGCCAGCUUAUUCGAGAGUUCUCUGGCGACCUUAACACUACCACGCAGGAAAUGGGUUGUAGGGCCCCUGUAUCCCCAAGGACUCCAAGUCUCCAUUCAUACCCGUCCAAGUUUGAUGUUUCGAUGGAUCAAAAUCUCCCCCCUCGGCCUGCAAUGACCCCGGUCCCAUAUCCUGACAACCAAGACCAUAACCAACAAAUGCGCGAUGAGUCCACUAGCCGAGACGCUCUGGUUGCGAAGCAAGUUCACAUGGAAAACAAGCAGGCGCAGCUUGUUGAGAUCGAGACUCGAUCUAACCAAACCAUGAACCAAGAUGCUCGUGGUAACGCCAAACAGAAUCAAGUUCCGCAAGAAACAGUUGAGCGUGAUACCACGAAUGACGUCCACCCACCCCGGACCUGGCAGCACGGAGGUGACCCUACAGAGGUCGAGACUGUCGAAGAGGCAUAUGCCCGCCACCGAAGCUCUCUUGCAGUUGUUGAUCGAAUUCGUAGCAUAGGGCUGCUUGGACCAAAUGCAUAUGGAACGGAAUCGAUCGCCGCAGACGAACCCAAAGAGUUGGACGAACAGCGAUUGCUCCGAGAGAUGACCGAAGACUUUGAGCUUCCACCCAAUCGGGUCGUCUCCAACGAAUCUUCAACCGCUGCGACAAACAACUCGCAAGUCAUCCCGAGUAUCGAGCAUCAGGAUACCAAUCUUGGAUGCGAGGGGCAGAAGACCCCAGAACCAAAUGCUGAGCAAAACGACGAUGCCAGCAACCAAACCGAGUUGAUCCUGACAAGAGCAAGAAGCUCGGACAGAUUCUAUUACGCCGCCACUGAUGACAUGGGAUCCGACGUACGAGGAUUUGAGGGGGAUGAAGAAGAAAUCCCGGAGGACUUUACUCCGGGACAGCCAGCCACGGAGGCUUUGAUCAAGGAGCUCCGGAUAGAGAGACUCGGCGGAUUCUUCACAACCCUUGAGAACGUCCGGAGCGAAAGCCCCGAGAGAUUGAUCGCUGCCCGCGAUCCUAAAGCUGUGUUCACUUGGAGAGAUGAAAUCGCCGAGUUGACCUCGAACGGCGGCGGGAUGAUUCGUGACGGCAGAGCAGAACAGCUGUACGAACAAGCUCUCUCAACUAAAGGGAGUGACGGAGAAUUGUCUGCCAUGGCUUACAAGCCAAGUCGAGCUGAGGUUGAAGCAGCUCUCGGGCACCCAGAAGCGCCCGUCAUUCAGGGUUGUCAGCCACAAGAGUUUUUCACCGAGUGCGAGCGUAUCAAGGAAUCUAUUCACAUAGAUUCCCUGGCAAAGGACAAAUACAUCGCCCAAAUGCAACCGGCUAUGUCCCGAAACGAAAUCAUCUUCGCUGAGUGGGAUCGAGCGGAUGCAGUAGCCUGCAUGCACAAGCACAACCAGCAGCAGAGGCUCAAGGAACAAGAGCAAGAGAGCGAAGAAGCCGCUCGUCGCCGACGUCUCAAGAUCUACCGAGCUGUCGAAAGAAAUAUUAUCGAGGGCCGGCGCCUUGCGGUCAAAAUCAAUCGCGAGGCGACCGCCGCCUUUCAGAUGUGCGAGUACUUGGACGAAGACUACGAGAGGAUGAGGGAGCAAAUCCUCCAAUGUGCCGAAGAAUGUGGCCAUGAGCCCACUGACAACCUGCAACAUGCCGUCGAGCUCAUCCGAAAAACGCAGCAGGAAGAACAAAUCACCUACCGCAAGUAUGAGGGCUUCGAGUCUGCUGAUGUUGAGAGUCCCGAAUCCGAGAUGGCUGCUCGCUAUGGUCGCGAUUAUCAAGACAUCGCUGGUAACCAUGUCGACAUGACGGUUGAUCCAACCAACGAGUUCUUUUGA
Fusarium subglutinans is the source of this 3078-nucleotide messenger RNA. RefSeq lists its product as uncharacterized. The coding region runs from base 1 to 3078 and encodes 1025 amino acids. The record is from RefSeq and is a predicted model, not a curated record. NCBI's taxonomy places the organism in Eukaryota, Fungi, Ascomycota, Sordariomycetes, Hypocreales, Nectriaceae. The transcript is spliced from 10 exons.